Trichobilharzia regenti is the source of this 1491-nucleotide messenger RNA. Lineage: Eukaryota; Metazoa; Platyhelminthes; Trematoda; Strigeidida; Schistosomatidae. The record is from the annotation of a GenBank genome assembly.
AGUAUUCGUUUCCACCAAUUUCUGUUCCGUAAUUGCGGAUAAAUUGAUGGAAUGUUAUCUCCUGAGACGGGUUUUUGGUUCUUUGUUUGGUGAAACCUCUCCUAUUAAUCUUUGCUUUUGGUACAAAUUUGUUUCGAAAUCUGAAAUAGUUUCUAUCUCUUGCAAUCGCUUUUAGAUCUUUUGCCUGGUUAUAUAAUACCUACUUUACUUUUUCCUAUUGUUUUUUAAAGAAGGUAAUAGUUGCUUAACCUAGGUUAAGCACAGCUGUGGCUCCAAGCUUAAACAAUGUCAGAUGAGAAUGAAAAUGAAUGAAGACAAGGAGCAUGUUCAUGUCCUCGUUAUUAUUGGUGCUUCUGGUGAUUUAGCAAAAAAGAAGACUUACCCAACUUUAUGGUCUGAUAUAAGUGUGGAAAAUAUAAGAGAAGCAAGUGAAAAGUAUAUGAAGCUUCAUUCGCUUCCAUGUCAUAAAUAUGAGGAAUUUUGGCAGUGUAAUUUUUAUUUAAGAGGCGAUUAUACAGAUUCCACAACAUUUGAAUCGCUCAAUAGAUUUAUAGAAAGUAAAUGGGGUGAAAAUGUGAAUCGAAUAUUUUACUAUGCUAUACCACCAUCAGUAUACAAACCUGUUUCAUCGUCUAUCAAACAGCAUUGUAUGUCUAAAAGCCCUGGAACUUGGACUCGCCUAAUCAUUGAAAAACCUUUUGGUCGAGAUUUAAUAUCUUUUAAUGAAUUGAAUUCUACAUUGGCGUCACUUUUUACAGAGGAACAAAUUUAUCGUAUCGAUCAUUAUCUGGGCAAAGAAAUGGUACAAAAUCUAUUAAUUCUACGUGAUCUUAACAAACAUAACUCCAUGUGUCCGUUAAAGUGUAUCACUAAAAUGGCUUACAUAAUUACCGAGUGAAUUAGUGAAGCCAAUGAAUUAUUAUCAUUCAGUGUCAAUUAUCAACUUUAAUACAAUGAACUUUCAUUUUAUUUCAUGUGAAUAUUAUCAUCAUUAUUGUUACUUUUCACAUAAAAUGAUGAGAGUAUAAAUUUAAAAAUUACUUGUAGAAAUAAAAUGUUUCUACUAUUUAUGCCUUAUAUGUGAUUAUAACCAUAAACUGCCGAGUAAAAUGUUCACCAUUUAGAGGUUGGCUGUUUAUGGUAUUAUGUAAAUCUCAUGUUGACAAGAGUAUGUAGUGAUUUUUGUACAUUAGUGUGAAAAAUUGUUGACUUUUCUCUUGAUAAUAUUAUUUCACCAUUUUAACUGGAUCGAAUUAUUAGUUAGUCUUCUGAUAAAAUACGAAUUAACAGAUUCGUGAUGUCAAAAACUUCUCGUCCUUGUAGAAGUGUUCAACCUGUGCAAUCUGUAAUAUAAACGCACUGUUUAUCUCCACUCGUUACUUAACCUCAUUCUAAACAUUAAUCUGUGCAUCGGUGGUUCAAAGCUAGAAUGCUUGCCAACCGUGCAUAUGGUUCGAGGUUCGAUUCCCGGCCGAUGUACUCCCAAACCUU